Messenger RNA from Dioszegia hungarica, 1887 nucleotides. Its product is annotated as major facilitator superfamily domain-containing protein. Gene Ontology annotation, molecular function: transmembrane transporter activity. NCBI's taxonomy places the organism in Eukaryota, Fungi, Basidiomycota, Tremellomycetes, Tremellales, Bulleribasidiaceae. The record is from RefSeq and is a predicted model, not a curated record. Bases 1 to 1887 code for a protein of 628 amino acids. Gene Ontology annotation, biological process: transmembrane transport. The transcript is spliced from 12 exons.
AUGCCUGCAGAGCACGAGUCACACGACAAGUCCAAGGAUGUUCCUAUGGGAGAGGAGGGAGCUCGACACGUCCUGGAGCACGACAAGGUGUCCUUCGUCUCGGAGGACCAAGAUGAGGGUGUUACGCGUAUCGAAGCAUUGUACCUUGUGUUUGGUCGAGGAUGGAGGCUCGUCCUUCUGUGGGCGAGCAUCGGUCUCAUCGCCUACGUCUACGCCUUGAGCCAGAGUACUACCUACGUCUACUUGCAAUUUGCUACGUCCGCCUUCUCUCGCCAUGCCGCUCUGGGUACGAUCGGAGUCAUCAACGGGCUCGUGGCGUCCAUCGCCCAGCCCAUCAUUGCCAAGCUGUGCGACCUCUCCAGUCGACCUGCCGCCUAUACCGCCGCGGUCCUCCUCUACGUGAUCGGGUACAUCAUCGUCGCUGCGUCACACACCGUCGGCGAGGUCGCUGGUGGCGAGGUGCUCUUCACCAUCGGUAACACUGGUCUCAGUCUGAUCAACACCAUCAUCGUCGCCGACAUGACCAACCUUCAGAACCGCGGUCUCGUCAACAGUCUUAUGGCUUCGCCGUUCAUCCUGAACGCCUUCAUCGCGGGGUACAUCACCGAGGGCAUCUCUGCAUUCUCCGAGAAUGGCUGGCGCUGGGGUUACGGGAUGUUCAUCAUCCUCGUUCCUGUCUGUAUCGCUCCCGCUCUGGUUGUGCUCUUCUGGGCAGACCGCAAAGCCCGGCGCACUGGAGCCCUCUCCCUCGCUUCCUCCUCUUAUGUCCGGCGCCAGCUCCUCAAGGGCACCGAACCCCAGCAAACCCGCCUCCAGCUCGCCAUGUACUACUUCCACCGGACAGAUGUCAUCGGUCUCAUUCUCCUCGCUGUCUCGUUCGGCCUGCUCCUUGUCCCCGCCACCAUCGCUACCACAAUGGUUGGCGGCUACAGCAACCCGUCCAUCAUCGCCAUGUAUGUCAUCGGCGCCGUCCUCUGGAUCGUCUUCAUUGGCUACGAGUGGAAGUUUGCCAAGUACCCCAUCAUGCCCAAGCGUGUUCUCAACCGGAGCUUGAUCUGCUCGUGCAUUAUUGACUUCUUCUACUUCUUGUCUUACUACGUCGCUGGGACCUACUGGCUCUCAUGGGUAUACGUCGUCAAGGACUGGUCGGACAGAGACUACACGUUCUUCUCCAAUAUCUUGACCGUCGGACUGUGCUUCUUCGGUAUCGUCGCCGGUCUCCUCCAGCGCUACACUCACCGGUACAAGUGGAUCCAGCUCGUCGGUCUUGUUCUCCGUCUCAUUGGAAACGGUCUCGUCUUCUACGCCUCCAAGAACCCCACCGAUGCCGUCCUCGUCAUGUCCCAGAUUCUCGGCUCCGCCGGCGGUGGGUUCUCCGUCAUCGGUUCCAUGCUCGCCGCGCAAGCAUCGGUCCCGCACCAGGACACUGCGCUUGCCAUCUCGCUUCUCAACCUCUGGACUCAAGCGGGCGGAGCGGUCGGUGCCGCCAUCGGCGCGUCGAUCUGGACGAACCGUCUUCCCGAGGCACUGCAGAAGCACCUGGGUAACGAUCUCAACUCAACCCAGAUUGCCGAUAUCUAUGGCAGUAUCGUCGUCGCUCGUCUUGCCGAGCCGCGAGAGAAGGUCAUUGAGGCGUACAAGGAGGCAUCGCACUACAUCUUCCUCGCCGCCUUGAUCCUCACUGCCAUCCCCGUCGUCGCUGGCUUCUUCACCUCCAACUUCUACCUUGACACCCGCCACAAUACCAUUGAAGACAAGGUCAUCGUCAUGCGCUCCGAGGAGGAGACGGACGAGGCGGUCAUUCGGGAGAAGGUGCAGGCUGUGGAGGAGGCAGCGAGGCGCGAGUUGGGGAUUGCCCCGGCACAGGCUUUGCACCAGCGCCGUUAG